Molecule: messenger RNA, 321 nt
Organism: Beauveria bassiana ARSEF 2860
Lineage: Eukaryota; Fungi; Ascomycota; Sordariomycetes; Hypocreales; Cordycipitaceae
Exons: 1
Coding region: 1-321 (106 amino acids)
Source: RefSeq, a predicted model, not a curated record
AUGUCCACUGCUCAGUUCGCCAACGGCCUCGGCAACGUCCGCAUCGCCGACCGCAAUCACAUCAACCCUUUACUCCAGGGCAUCCUCUACAGCACCGACCGCAAGGCCCAGGUCGCCGUCCUCCAGGAAGAGAGCCGCCGCUCCUCCAUCUCCUCAACCUCGUCGUCUGCCCCCCUCACGUCGCGCAAAAACUCGGCCAUUUCACCCGACGUCGUCGCUCAUGCGUCGUACUCCAAGGCGAAGCGCAGCAAGUCGUCACUCUUUGGCAUGUCUGGCCAUGGCAAGAAUAGCGGUGUCGUUGGCAUCACCAAGAUGCUGUAA